AUGUUUUCGAAGCUGACCGCCCUCGUGGGAGGCGGCAGCGGCUUGCCUUUCGAUCUGGGCGAAGAGUUUCCCAGCUCGUCAUCAUUUUGCAACUGGCAGCACUUUAGGGGCACGACCAAGGCUGAUGGCUCUCCCGUGUCCGUCUUCCGCCUCGCCGGCCCCAGCAAGGGCGAUCAGCGCCUGGAGGCGGGGCGCAACGCUGCCAAGCGCCUGCGCACGCUGCGCCAUCCCGCCGUGCUGGUGUUCAAGGAGCUGGUGGAGGUGGAAGAGCGUGGGGAGGCGGUUGUCUAUCUCGUGACGGAGGCGGUCACACCCUUGUCCCUGGUGCUCAGCGACAUGGAUUUGACGACGCGCCAACAGUAUCUCAGCAUGGGCCUUGGCGCCACAGUCGGUGCUCUUUCCUUCCUGGCCAAUGACUGUGCCCUGGUCCAUGGCGCCGUCUGCAUGGCGGCCGUGGCGGUGACUCAGACGCUGGACUGGAAGCUGCACGGCUUUGACGUCAUGUCCGACCACCAGUUUGCCAGCCAAUAUGACCUGCCGCUCACUGCGGCUGCCUGGCUGGUGCCGCAGCAGUUCAAGCCAGGGGAGGUGGCCAAGGGCGACUGGCAGGCCGUGAAAGACGGCCCGGCCUGGGGAGUGGAUGCCUGGGGCCUGGGCUGCCUCAUGCAGGAGGUCUUCAGCGGCAGCCCACUGGCGCGGACCGAGGACCUCCGCAACACCGAUUGCAUCCCCAAGGACUUGAUGCCGUACUACCAGCGCCUGCUGGCCUCGCAGCCGGCGCGGCGGCUCAAUCCCAAGCAGCUGCUGGAGGCGGGGGUAUUGCGCAACAGGCUGGCAGAGGCCACCAGCUUUCUGGAGAACCUGGCCAUCAAGGACACCAUGGAGAAGGACACGUUCUUCAAGAGGCUGCCCAGCCUGCUCCCCUCAAUUCCCCCGCUGGUGGCGCAGCGCAAGCUGCUGCCGAUGCUAGCCAGCGCCAUCGAGUUUGGCGGCGCCCCACCGGUUGCUCUUACAACGCUGCUGGAGAUUGGCAAGACGCUGCCAGAGGAAGACUACUCCAAACAGGUGGUGCCCAUCCUCACCAAGCUGUUUGCGUCUAGUGACCGCGGCAUCCGGCGUGGCCUCCUGGAGAACAUUGCCACCUAUGGGCCUGCUCUUCAGGACAAAAUCGCGGAGGAGCAGAUUUACAACCAUGUGGCGUCCGGUUUCAGCGAUGGCAACCCAUACCUGCGGGAACUCACCCUGAAAUCCAUGGCUGUGCUGGGUCCGAAGCUCAGCCAAAAGACGCUGAGCCAGUCGCUGCUGAAGCACCUGGCCAAGCUCCAGGUUGAUGAGGAGGCCUCCAUCCGUGCCAAUACCACCGUGCUGCUUGGUAACCUGGCUACCCACUUUUCAGAGGCCACCUGCAAAAAGGUGCUGCUGAAUGCCUUCACGCGAGCGCUGCGGGAUGGCUUCCCCCCUGCCCGUGUCGCUGGGCUGAAGGCCAUCGUUGCUACAGCCCAGUACCACAGCCCCGAGGAUGCUGCUAUGCGGGUGCUGCCAGCCGUGGGGCCACUGUGCAUCGAUCCCGUGCACGAGGUGCGUGCUUCGGCGCUGGCCUGCCUGGAACACUUCACCAAGGCGCUGACGGGGCACCACAGGGAGCUGGAGCGCAAGGCAGCGGUGCAGGAGGGCGAGACAAGCGGGGGCAAAUUGAUAACGGCAUCGGCGCCUGGAAGCAAAGAAGGGGGCAGCCUGCUCAACAGCUUUGGCUGGGCUGUAAGUAACCUGGGGCUUGGGCGCAGCUCAGCGGAUGCUGCGGGUGCCAAGCCGGCGGUAGCAACCGCAGGCAUUGUUUUGGAGCCGGCGUUGGCAGCGGCGUCUGCGAGCAAGCAGGUGGACGCACCCCCGCCAACAGUGGCCUCCCACAUAACGGGGACGCCAGCUGCACCACCUGCCACCAGCAGUGGCUGGGACGAUGAUGACCUGGCUCAGGACAUGAUGCGUGACGCGGAGGCGGGCAAUGCGUUGCGGAAGCCUGCCAGCACUGCCGGCGGGGGUGGCGGCAUGAAGCUGGGGGUCAGCAAGCUUGGGGCCAAGCUGAAAGAAGACGAUUUUUCAGAGUGGUAG
Chlorella variabilis is the source of this 2109-nucleotide messenger RNA. RefSeq lists its product as hypothetical. The transcript has 10 exons. Gene Ontology annotation, molecular function: protein kinase activity; ATP binding. Bases 1 to 2109 code for a protein of 702 amino acids. The record is from RefSeq and is a predicted model, not a curated record. Lineage: Eukaryota; Viridiplantae; Chlorophyta; Trebouxiophyceae; Chlorellales; Chlorellaceae. Gene Ontology annotation, biological process: protein phosphorylation.